Messenger RNA from Musca domestica (house fly), 3882 nucleotides. RefSeq names its product nuclear pore complex protein Nup133 (gene Nup133). The transcript has 12 exons. Gene Ontology annotation, molecular function: structural constituent of nuclear pore; protein binding. NCBI's taxonomy places the organism in Eukaryota, Metazoa, Arthropoda, Insecta, Diptera, Muscidae. Gene Ontology annotation, cellular component: nuclear pore outer ring. Gene Ontology annotation, biological process: protein import into nucleus; transcription-dependent tethering of RNA polymerase II gene DNA at nuclear periphery; poly(A)+ mRNA export from nucleus. The record is from RefSeq and is a predicted model, not a curated record. Bases 196 to 3870 code for a protein of 1224 amino acids.
GCUUUACGAUGUUAUUGUGGGUAUAUUUCCUACCGAAAAAGAAGAAGACAAUUUUUUGCGCCACAUUUUGCACAUGUCAACUGUGGACGCCGGCAAUAUUUUGUUUAUUUGUGUGAGCUUAUUAUUUUGAUUUACCAGUUCUGUGGAUUUGGAUUUUGUUAAUAAGUUACUGAAAAAAUAAUAAAAGCUAAUAAUAUGGAUAAGGCAUUACAUCAACAACUGUAUUCCGGCAUGUCACGACAUUCGCUGGGAGGUGCAUCCGCAGCUAGUUUGAGGGCUGGAGGAGCUGCUGGAAGAAAAUCAUUGGGCGGUUCUGUUUUGGCUUAUGGCGGUGGAGUAGUUGGUCUAAAAAAGUCUGCAGCCAAUGUCACGGGCGGUAUGGGUCAGAGCCGUUACAGUCUAUCGGGCAGAUCCAAUCAAUCUGUUUUGGGUAUACGUUCCGAUUUCAAUUUGGUAGAAAGCUAUGGAUUCCAAUUACCCGUGCUGGUAAAUGAAGCACUGACAUUCAAUGAGAAGAGCCAGUCGGUAUCAGUUCGUUGUGCCGAAAAUGGUUGGGCAUGGGUUGUUCACGGAAGACGUUUAUUGGUAUGGCAAUAUAAAGAUGUACGCAAUACUGGAACCGGCAAUUCUCCGCCUAGAAGUGCGAAAGAAAUGAUUGCGCGUAAUUCACAGAGAAGACCGGGAGGCAUGGCUCAGUGUCGUGAACUAACAUUGCCUCAUUGUGAUAUUGGCCACAAGGCUUCAUUAGUUAGUGUAUUUUCUAGUGAAGGUCAACAAAUGGCUUCGUGUGUUGCUGUCUCACCCACCGGAGAUGUACGUUAUUGGCCGUCUAUAGCUCAUGACGGUAGUUCCGUGGAUUUGACUAAUAUUUUGGAUGGUCAAGAAUUUGAUUUUAUGCUGACGUUGCCUCCACAACAUAUGCCCAUGAGUUAUUUGUUGGUGACCACAACUUGUAGUUUGGUGUUAUUGCAGUUGCAAUUGCAAAAUGGUCGUCAUGUAUUGCAACAUAAAACUAUAAGACAACCAUCUGGAUUUUUGGGUGGUAUUGGUAAAAAAUUUGCUUCAAUAAUCAUCGGCAUGAACAGUGGAAAUGACAAGGAAAAUAAAUUUGUUGCUGUAGCCUAUGACCAAAAGGCUUGCGGAGAACGUGAAGUUGUUAUAUCUGUACUUGCCGAUCGAUGGAUACAGCGCUGGCGCUUAAACCAUUCAGGCAAUAAUGAACAAUUGGUAUUUGAAGAUGGCGAUAUCAUUAGAAAAAUUCGUGAUGAAUUUUUACAAAAGUUUUGGAAUGUCAGAGAUAGUGCGGAUGUGGAAUUACAACUCUUGGAUAUGCGUAUAUUCGAAAACAAAACUUAUAUUUUGGCGGGUGCGGUAAAUACACCACACACACCUCAGAUGUAUUAUGGAAUAGCUGUUUUAAACACUACUAACGAAGGCAUGCAUCUGCAAUCCUUUGUACCUUUAAAGUUGUCACAGUUCUAUAGUGUGCCCACAGAAAAUGAAUGUUUGAGUUUACGUUUUAUUAUCUGUCGUACCCAUAUUUAUCUCUAUAACGAGAAAGUGGUAUAUCCCUUAAGCCUGUCCAACAUUCAAAUGGGUGAAAUUGAUGCUGAAAAAAUUGAGUUCCAUUUGCAAGAUGACCGCAUAUUGAGCGCAGCAGUGUGUGGCCAAAUUCCUCUGAUUUUUAGUCGCACACAUGGUUUAGUUUCGAUAACACCCGGUGAUUUUGAUAGUGCUGAAAUGAUGGUUAACAUGACAUGUGCUAGUCCCGAAGUUUUUUCUCCUGUAACUUCGGCUGCAGCCGACUCUAGUCUGAGGGAACAAAGUGUUUUGUCAACAUCGAUGAGUAAUGUUAACGAACAAAAUUUAUAUAUGUAUGAGUUGGAUCCAGAUUCGAUUUAUUCUGAAUUCAAAGAUGAUGUAAGUCAACUAAAGGCUGCUUUUAUUUACCGUUUAAAACGUAAUACCGCCAUGUGCAACACCAUUCUAAAUGAAUUAUUGAGAAAUAAUGUUGAACCUAAUACAGCAGGAAAACUAUCGGAGGCAGCUCAAUUAGAUAGAAUGGUUAUUACCAUUGCUGAAGAUUUGGCCGAAGAUGUACCUGCCUCUGAUCCUCGCUGGGAACAAUUGUUUGAGGAAUCUACGGCUCAUAAACAUGCCUUGGGAAGUUCUUCAUCUUUGCAAAUUAUAACACAAUUGAAAGAGAAAAAUUUAGCACUUAGACACUUCGUUGAGUUUUUACAUGCCACUGGAUUAUGGGAUAAGCUCAGUGCCAUACCAAGUGCCGGCGGCAGUGUUCUAAAGCCAACAUGCUUUGUUAUAUCCGAUAUUAAUGAACGUAUUAUAGCAGCAAUUGCCUUGAGAAGUAUACAAAAUAAGUAUAACAAACUCAUUGAUGAAGCCAUUAAUAUACUUGUACAACGUUGGCAGGAACGUCCUCAGGGCAACCUGACAGCCCAGGAUUUAUUUUAUGUACGCAUUUGUAAAUUUCAAGAAAUUCUACAAGCAUUUUGUGAUCUAGCUGAUGGUCGCAUUGAUACCCAACAUCAAACGUCUUCGUUGGCAUCGUUCAUACAUGAUAUCAAUGUAGUGGUCUUGCAUAUCAUCAGUGAAGUUAUGAAUUUCCGUGAACAAAAUGCAACCGUAUAUUCAUUGCCCGCUGAUAAAAUGGAUACAUAUGAAUAUUUACCAUGGACGGCAAUGUCGGGUAAUAUUGGUAUGCGUGAUGCUAUAUCACAUUUGAUAGAUGUGUCUGUCAAAUAUGGUGCACAUGGUACAAGUGAUCCAGAUUUAAGACAACGUAUAUAUCAACAAAUCUUGGAAUUGAUUGAUAUUGUAUUGGAUGGUCGUAAGCAUUAUUUAGAUAGUGUGCGCGAUACGGAGAAAUUUAAUGUCUUACAACAACAAUUUGAAUCACAGAGAAGGGCAUUAAUUUCAAUAUUGCUUGAUGAUCAACAGUACGAAGCUGUUGCAAAAUUAGCUGAAAAAUAUUUAGACUUUCAAUCUCUGGUUAUACUUUGUGAUGUAACCAACAAUCAAGAACGUUUGGAUGCCUAUAUUAAAAAAUAUGAGGAAUAUGAUUUUUCACAGUUUGCCAUCAAUUGGCAUUUACGUCAAAAUCGCCAAGGAGAAGUGUUUGAACGUUUCAAGGGAAAUCAAGCAGCAUUGUCACAAUUUAUGCGUGAUCAUCCUACACUUGGUUGGAUACAACUUGUAUUUAAUGGUGAUUUUGAAAGAGCCUCAAAAACAUUGUUCCAACUGGCACAGACUGAGACAGAGUUUGUCCAAAGAAAAAAAUCAAUGUUGUCUUUGGCUAAGUUGGCAGCAUUUGCCGCUGCAGACUCUGAUGUAACGUUACAAUUGGAGACCAUCAAUGCUGAAUUGAAUAUUGUCGAUUAUCAAGAACAAUUAAGUGAUCAUUUAUUACAAGCAUUCGGUUAUGAGGUGGAAAAUCAAAAGGUUUUGCGUAUUGAGGAAAUUAUAAAUCUUUUUAUUGCCGAUGAACAUGAUACAGCCACCGAGUUUGAUUUUCGCAAAGCCUUGGAAUUACUCAAUUAUCUCGAAGAUCCAUUUGAGGCGCGGCAUAAAAUCUGGUGUUCAGCAAUAUUGCGGGACAAUUGGACACAAUAUGACACGAACACCGCUGUUGAUUAUAUACAGAAUUUAAUGUUCUUCAAAUUAAUUGAAUUAUGCCACCUAAUGGAUGGCGAUUUUGAUACCUUCCUACCACCAAUGGAAGAGUUCUUGAACAGCAGUGAUUUAGAAGAAUUGGUGAACAAUAAAUCAUUUCAAUAUCUUUUAAAGCUUACCUAUGAAUAUAUUAAUGAUACGUUUAAAAAUAAGAAAUCCGAUGAAAUGAUGGAAAUGUAAUGAAGUGUGUGU